Molecule: messenger RNA, 5978 nt
Organism: Onychostoma macrolepis
Lineage: Eukaryota; Metazoa; Chordata; Actinopteri; Cypriniformes; Cyprinidae
Gene: jag1a
Product: jagged canonical Notch ligand 1a
Exons: 26
Coding region: 124-3948 (1274 amino acids)
Biological process (GO): multicellular organism development; cell communication; axon guidance
Cellular component (GO): signaling receptor complex; plasma membrane; cell surface
Molecular function (GO): calcium ion binding; Notch binding
Source: RefSeq, a predicted model, not a curated record
GCUUUUCCUCUCCAGUCCGUGGGCAUUGUUGUAAAAACAGAAGGACAAUACAAGAAUAGAGUGGCGGAUAAUAGAGCCUCAAAAGGGGCAUCAGGGAAUCUGUGCUCUAUUGGACCUGAGUGCAUGAGGCACUAUAUGAGAGCCGUGUGUCGGCUGAAGUUUAGUUUCACAGGCAGCGAGCAGACAGACAGAGGAGGCAUGACUCUGAGACGGAGUCCAAGUUUUGCGGCGCUGUGCGUUCAUGUGCUUUUGCAGUGCCUGUGGAUGAGGGUUUGUGAGGCAUCGGGGCAUUUUGAGAUGCAGGUUUUGUCCAUGCAGAACUUGAACGGGGAGCUGCAGAGCGGCGCGUGCUGUGACGGCGCGCGCGUCGCGGCGGACCGCUCAUGUACGGCGGACGAGUGCGAUACGUUUUUCCGCGUCUGUUUGAAGGAGUAUCAGUCGCGGGUGUCUUCGGGAGGCCCGUGCAGCUACGGAAGCGGAUUUACUCCCGUUAUCGGUGGGAAUACUUUUUCAGUCAAGCCCCUCGACAGCGCGAGCGAUAAAUCCAGGAUCGUGCUGCCCUUCAGUUUCGCCUGGCCGAGGUCAUAUACGUUGAUUGUGGAGGCUUUGGACUUCAAUAAUGACUCAAGCACUGGCAGCAUUAAUGGUCAAGUCAUAGAGAAAGCGGUCCAGUCGGGCAUGAUCAACCCAAACCGUCAGUGGCAGGUCUUGAAACACAACGGCCCUGUGGCUCAGUUCCAGUACCAGAUUAGGGUGACCUGCGACGAGCACUACUUUGGCUUCGGCUGCAAUAAGUUCUGUCGGCCCAGAGAUGACUUCUUCGGCCACUAUACCUGCGAUCACAAUGGCAACAAGACCUGCUUGGAGGGAUGGGCUGGCCCAGAAUGCAACACUGCCAUCUGUAAGCAGGGCUGCAGCACUGAGCAUGGCUCCUGUAAAGUGCCUGGAAACUGCAGGUGUCUGUACGGCUGGCAGGGCGAGUACUGUGACCAGUGUAUCCCUCAUCCCGGCUGUGUGCACGGCACAUGCGUUGAACCCUGGCAGUGCCUGUGUGACACCAACUGGGGAGGGCAGCUCUGUGACAAAGACUUGAACACCUGUGGCACGCGGCAGCCCUGUCUGAAUGGCGGCACCUGCAGUAACACGGGACCAGACAAAUACCACUGCGCUUGUCCUGAUGGCUACUCGGGACAGAACUGUGAGAGAGCGGAUAACGCCUGUCUGUCUGAGCCGUGUCUGAACGGAGGCAGUUGUGUGGAGUCCAGUCAGGGCUUUGAGUGUCAGUGUGCGCUGGGCUGGACUGGACCGUCCUGCAACAUCAAUGAAGAUGACUGCAGUCCGAACCCGUGCAAUCACAGCGGCGUGUGUGUGGACCUGGUGGACGGUUUUAAAUGCAUCUGCCCCGCGCAGUGGACCGGAAAGACCUGUCUCAUUGAUGCUAAUGAGUGCGAGGAAAGCCCGUGCGUCAAUGCCCACUCCUGCCGGAAUCUGAUUGGCGGAUACUUUUGCGAGUGCCUCCCUGGUUGGAUGAGCCAGAAUUGCGACAUCAAUGUCAACGACUGCCACGGACAGUGUCUUAACGGAGGACUGUGUAAGGAUCUGGUGAAUGGAUAUCGAUGUGUGUGCGCAGCAGGCUUUGCAGGUGAGCAUUGUGAGCGAGACGUGGACGAGUGCGCCAGUCGACCCUGUCUCAACGGCGGACGCUGCCAGGACGCUGUCAACGGAUUCCAGUGUCUGUGUCCACCUGGUUUCUCAGGUGCCACGUGUCAGCUGGACAUAGACUACUGUGAGAGCGGCCCGUGUCAGAACGGAGCUCAGUGUUUUAGCCUGGCCUCAGAUUACUACUGUAAAUGUCCCGAAGAUUACGAAGGCAAAAACUGCUCCCAACUUAAAGACCACUGCCUCAUCACACCAUGCCAAGUGAUUGACAGCUGCACGGUUGCCGUGGCGUCUAACAGCACUCCAGGCGGCAUGCGGCUCAUCUCCUCUAACGUAUGUGGUCCUCACGGCCGCUGUCGAAGUCACGCCGGAGGGCACUUCAGCUGCGAGUGUCAGGAGGGAUUCACCGGCACGUACUGCCACGAGAACAUCAACGACUGUGAAAGUAGUCCCUGCCGUAACGGCGGUACUUGCAUUGAUAAAAUCAACGCGUACCAGUGCAUCUGUGCUGAUGGCUGGGAGGGACACAACUGUGAGAGUGACAUUGACGACUGCAGCAUGAACCCCUGUCGGGAUCGAGGAGUGUGCCGCGAUCUGGUCAAUGACUUCUACUGCGAGUGUGAAAACGGCUGGAAGGGAAAGACCUGUCACUCACGCGAGAGUCAAUGUGACGAGGCCACUUGUAACAACGGGGGCACAUGCUCUGACGAAGGCGACUCAUUUAAGUGCAUGUGUGCUCCUGGAUGGGAAGGAGCUACCUGUAAUAUAGCAAAGAACAGCAGCUGCCUGCCGAACCCCUGCGAGAACGGAGCCACGUGUGUCGUGACAGGUGACAGCUUCACCUGUGUCUGCAAAGAAGGCUGGGAGGGGCUCACCUGCAGCCAGAACUCCAAUGAUUGCAACCCACAACCAUGCUAUAACAGCGGGACGUGUGUGGACGGUGAUAACUGGUACCGCUGCGAGUGUGCCAGUGGAUUCGCGGGGCCGGACUGUCGCAUCAACAUCAAUGAGUGUCAGUCGUCUCCCUGUGCGUUCGGUUCCACGUGUGUCGAUGAAAUUAACGGCUAUCGCUGCCUGUGUCCACCCGGCAGAACCGGGCCCAGGUGUCAGGAAGUCACCGGACGUCCGUGUGUGGUCGGAGGUCGGAUCGCUGUAGAUGGAGCAAAGUGGGCUGAAGACUGUAACACCUGUUACUGUCACAGGGGGAUUGUCAGCUGUACAAAGCUGUGGUGUGGCCCUAAACCUUGCCGUAUGCUUGGCUCGGGACGAGGCGACUGUCCUCUGGGUCAGCUGUGUGUGCCGGUGCGAGACGAGCAGUGUUUCGUGAAGCCCUGCUCCUCACAGGGCGAGUGCUGGUCUGCUCACCGGCCGGCCGUGAGGGCACGCUGUCACCCAGAGAGCGAUUGUGCCAACGUCACCUUCACCUUCAACAAGGACACUAUGCCACAGGGAGUGACGGUGGAGCAGGUGUGUCGUGAGUUGAGGAAUCUGUAUGUGGCUAAAAACGUUUCAGCUGAGUUUUCCAUCUCUAUGAGCUGUGAACUCUCUUCUGCCGCCAAUAAUGAGAUCCAUGUGGCCAUCCAUGUGACUGAGGAUGGCAUUCACGACCGGGUUCCUGUUAAAGAAAUCACGGACAGCAUCAUUGAUCUGGUGAGCAAACACAGCGCGAACAGCUCCAUCAUCGGCUCCAUUGCUGAGGUCCGUGUUCAGCGCAGACAACCGCAGAACGCCAACGUAGACUACUUGGUGCCACUGCUGGUGUCCAUAGUGACGGCGAUCUGGGUUUUGGCGCUAGCCUCGGUAUUCCUGUGGUGCGUGCGGCAUCGACGCAAACAAAGCUCCAGCCCCACCGCCAUCAACCCCGCCGCCCCCUACUCCACAGGAAGCACAGAAGACAACACGGUGAACAAUGCCCGCGAGCAGCUCAACCAGAUCAAGAACCACAUCGAGAAAAACGCGUCCAACGGCAGCCUGCCGGGAAAAGAGCUGCACUGCGACGACAAGAACAGCGUCCACGCCAAAAUCAGGACGCAUUUCUCCGAAUCCACCAGACUAGCACAGGAAGACUCCAGCAAGCGUCUGCAGAAGGCAUGCUUUGCACGUCAGCCGGCCUACAUGCUGGUGGACAGGGACGACAGACUGAGCUCCAACGGCACGGAUGUCAGAAAUCCACACUGGAGUAAUAAACGAGACAACAGAGACCUGGAGUCGCAGCACAGAGCUCCGGAUUCACAGCCAAGAGAUCUGGACGCACAGCACAGCUUGCACAAAAUGGAGUAUAUCGUAUAGCGGCCGAUGCUAACAAUCAUUGCUACACGAUGUCAAAAAAGGUCAAGCGAAUGAAGACAUCUUUCGGAAUCAGAGCGCUGACUGUUGACUGUCACGACAAGGCCGGACAGUGUUUGUUCAGACGUUGUGGUCGGACCACGGGCUGGUCCAUUUUAUGGCGUCUGAAGGGCCUGAGGAUGUUAACCUGUGCUGAACUUCUAGCCUAAAUCAGAAUGUACAGUAAUUGGCCAAAAUCUGCUAAUUGUGUGAAUCCCACCAAAACAUGUCCAGGUCAAAUUUCACCCUGAAUUCAUAGACAUUGUUGACAUUUGAAUGACAAUUACAGGGAUAGUUCACCCAAAAAUGAUAUUUCUGUCAUCAUUUACUCAGCCUCAAGUUGUUCCAUUCUUCUGUUGAACACAAAAGAAAAUCAUUUGAAGAAUGUUGGUGACCAAACAGUUGACGGUACCCAUUGACUUCCAUAGUAUGGAAAAAAAUAAUAUGGAAGUCAGUGGGUACCGUCAACUGUUUAGUUACACACAAUCUACAAAAUAUAUCAUCUUGUGUUCACAAGAAGAAAGAAACUUGUACAGGUUCUGAACUUGAGGCUGAAAAAUGAUGACAGAUUUUUAAUUGUUUGGUGAACUGUCCCUUUAAGCACCUUUUCCAUCCAAAAGUGAAAUACUGCAUUUAUAUACAGUACACAUACUGUAAUACUAAGAUUUUUUACGCAAAUCAGGAUACUACAUAAUUAAAAUUGCUUGAAUUAUGCUUUAUUCUUUUUUUUGUAUUGCAUAAAACUGUUAUAGUGCUAAACAAAGGUUGUAAAAAAAUAUAUAAUUUGGGAUGAAAUUAGACAUGGAAAUGUUCUUGAGGGUUUUGUGAGUUUCAUCCAGUUGUUGAACUGAACUGCAUGUGCGGAUUGUGUUCAAUGUUUAUAAUGCAGAACUUAAUGCACCAGAAAUAGCUUGUGAAUCAUUUCCAAAAAUCAAUAAUGACUGGUGUAUCAUGUGCUCGAAGAUUGUAUUUAACUCCCAUUUAUUGGGUUCUUGACUGGAUUUUAUUUUCCCGCUCUUUCUAGCAGUUCAUUUUUAUUUAUUCUUCUCCUUUUUUGUUUUUUUUUUGUUUGUUUUUUUACAUGUGUACAGGCAGACAGGUCAUGCUUAGAAUUUACUAUCGAUAUGAAGUUCAUUGUCAGUUUAGAUGUUGUUGUAUAGAUGACUUUGUACAUAUUUUCUAAUUAAUCAUUGUGUAUAUUUGAUUUAUUAACUUAAUAAUCGAGAGCCUAUCAUUUGUUAUUAUUUAUAUACAUUGUUUAGGUUUGAGAAUGUGACCGCUUGUGUCCAACCUUUGUAUUUUUGGAUGGAAAAUAUUGUCUCUUAUUUCUGAAAUGCCAAAAUAAUAGUUUAUUUUUUUGAAGAAUAGGGUGUUUGUUUGUGUCUUAAUCCAGAAUACAAUGUGCAAUGUCUGUUUCAGAAAACAUGUGCAUGACUUGUGUUUGUAAUGUCCUGAGACGUAGGCUAGAUGGUUUUCCAUCUAGUUUUGAUACAUACUUUGUCUGUUCAGAUACACUUUUAUAGAAUGUUACUUUAAAACCAUUCCUGAAUAUGUUUAGCAUAUUUUCUGCUCAUAGUGGUGUUAAAUGAAUUUGGCAGCCCAGGAUAUCAAACAACGCUUGUCUAGAGUUUUCUGGUAAACCACAGUAUUCAAAUGUUCUUUAACCAAAACGUCUAAAGGGAACGAGCAGUAUUAGAAGUGCAAUGUUUGUACAGUAAUAUGAGAUAUGAAGAAAACAGAACUGAAUGUGAUACACGAGACAAAAAUGAAAUCAAAAAUCACUUUAGUAGGCCACUUUUAUUAAUUGUACAUUACAGUGCGACUGCUGGGCUUUUUUUGGUUCAGUCCCACUUUGUUUUGUUUUUCUUCUUGUGUUUAUGAAAUCCUUCUACGAAAAAGCAGAACCAUGAAAACAGAUCAUCCUGGGGUUUGUCAUACAUUUUAAUUACAUUUCAUUCAGUUGUUUACAUUAGGAUUCCUUAAAUCAAAUAAAA